Messenger RNA from Raphanus sativus (radish), 1429 nucleotides. RefSeq names its product probable mannose-1-phosphate guanylyltransferase 3. Gene Ontology annotation, biological process: GDP-mannose biosynthetic process; cell wall mannoprotein biosynthetic process. Gene Ontology annotation, cellular component: cytoplasm. NCBI's taxonomy places the organism in Eukaryota, Viridiplantae, Streptophyta, Magnoliopsida, Brassicales, Brassicaceae. The transcript is spliced from 4 exons. Bases 247 to 1305 code for a protein of 352 amino acids. Gene Ontology annotation, molecular function: GTP binding; mannose-1-phosphate guanylyltransferase (GTP) activity. The record is from RefSeq and is a predicted model, not a curated record.
AGAAUUAGAGAGAUGAGACGGUAAUAAGUAAGACCGUGUGGACCCCACUCGGACUGCACGGAGACAGCAGUUUCAGUUUUCUUCUAAAGAAAAAUCUAAUCUCUCUCUGUCUGAAUUCUGAAACGACUUCCGUCUCCUUCCACCAUUCUUCACUUAUCAGUGUCAAACCAGUCGACAGACAGGGAUAUACCUACAUUCGCCUAGUUUCAGAUCUGUAAAAAGAACAUCUUCAAAAACUUCGUAAGAAUGAAGGCUGUAAUUCUAGUAGGAGGAUUCGGAACUCGAUUGAGACCUCUUACAUUCAGCAUGCCAAAACCUCUUGUUGAUUUUGGUAACAAGCCCAUGAUUUUGCAUCAGAUUGAAGCACUAAAAGCUGCUGGAGUUACUGAAGUUGUAUUAGCUAUCAACCAACAACAACCAGAGGUGAUGUUGAAUUUUGUGAAAGAAUACGAGAAGAAGCUGGAGAUGAAGAUCACCUUCUCCCAAGAAACCGAACCCCUAGGGACAGCAGGGCCUCUCGCUCUGGCUCGUGACAAGCUCCUCGACGACGAAUCAGGCACACCCUUCUUCGUGCUGAACAGCGACGUCAUCUGCGAAUACCCACUCCUCGAGAUGAUCCAGUUCCACAAGAGCCACGGCGCCGAAGCUUCCAUCAUGGUGACCAAAGUAGAUGAUCCUUCAAAGUACGGCGUGGUUGUUAUGGAGAAAGAAGCAAAAGCAAGAGUCGAGAGUUUCGUCGAGAAACCGAAACAUUUCGUGGGGGACAAGAUCAACGCUGGGAUAUACCUCUUGAACCCGUCCGUGCUCGACAGGAUCGAGCUGAGACGGACGUCGAUAGAGAAAGAGAUAUUCCCCAAGAUCGCCUCGGAGAAAAAGCUUUACGCCAUGGUGCUGCCAGGUUUCUGGAUGGACAUAGGUCAGCCGAGAGAUUACUUGACAGGGCAGAGAAUGUAUCUCGACUAUCUGAGAAAGAACGCGCCGGGGGAGCUUUUAGCGUCGGGAGAUCACAUAUUAGGGAAUGUUAUGGUGGAUGAGACAGCGGUUAUUGGAGAAAGAUGCUUGAUAGGGCCUGACGUGGUGAUCGGUCCGGGAUGCGUGAUUGAACCGGGCGUGAGGCUGUUUGGUUGCACUGUGAUGAGAGGCGUGAGGAUCAAGGAACAUGCUUGUGUGUCUGAUAGUAUCGUGGGGUGGGACUCGACCGUUGGAAGCUGGGCUCGUGUGGCUGACGUAACGGUUCUUGGGAAAGAUGUUCACGUUGCUGAUGCUGAGGUUAUACAAAUGUCUGCUAAACCAGAGAUCGUCUAGAAAGUGUGAUUCCAUCCUAUUUAUUAUUAUAAUGUUAUUUGAAACCUCAUUUUUUUCUUUGAUUAGCUCUUCUUGUAGUAUGAUUUUAUAUUAUGUUUGAUCAACUUGCUCUCAUUCGGUUUAA